Lolium perenne is the source of this 767-nucleotide messenger RNA. RefSeq lists its product as uncharacterized. Gene Ontology annotation, molecular function: protein binding. NCBI's taxonomy places the organism in Eukaryota, Viridiplantae, Streptophyta, Magnoliopsida, Poales, Poaceae. The record is from RefSeq and is a predicted model, not a curated record.
AUGUCCCGCCGAGAUUCUGCUUUCCUCAAGCAGCACGGCCUGCAUCACACCGCGCACACGCUGGAGAUGGAGGCCGGAGUGUUCUUCCAGGCGGCGCACCUGCUGGAGCUCGUGAGUCAAGGACGGUGGGGCCCCGCGCACCGCUACCUGCGCAGCUUCUCGGCCCUUUGGGGCGACGACGAUGGCGCCGCGACCCGGCAGUACACCGCCCUCCUCGACAGCCUCGCACACAACUCAAAGCUAGCUUGGUUCGCCUGCCGCGGCGACGAAGGAGGCCGCGCCGCCUCCUUGCGCAAACCUCCCUUCCACCUCUUCCGUGAAUACCCCGAGACAGCCGAACGCGAGGCCAUGUACUGUUCGAUGACCUCCCAACAAGCCAGGGAAUCCGUGGACUGGAAUGACAUAAAACUCAGGACCUUAGAGAAGGCUAAAGAGCUGCUGCAACUGCGUCCCAACCUGGAACGCCUGCCGUCGAAUCGAUUGCCGCGGCACAUGCCCAUGCCUCAGGACAUAGUUCCUCUUGGAUUCCGGGGCUGUCGGAGGCAUCCAAGGAAGAGAGUAGGCCAUAAAGCAGCGCGUGACAUCGCAUAUUUCCUUGUACACAAGAGGAUGCCGCCUCGUCAAAAGAUAAAACAUGCAGGUGCUUCUUCAGAAGCUGGAACUCCCGUGUUAGAUGAAGGAAUUGGCUUUGAUUGGAACAAAGCAAUGGGAUUAGUAUGACAAUGAUUUGGUCAGAUGACAUAUGAAGGAAGGAACACGUGCUGAUG